AUGAUAUUCGAGAGUGUGAUGGCAGAGCUGCGACGACUUUCAUCAUCUACAACCCUUUUUCCAUCAGCAGAGACACAAACACGUUUCUGGGCCCUCUUGUCCCAAGCAAUUGAUGACCAAGUCGCCGCCGUGCAGUCGAAAGUAGACGCACAGAUCCGAGCCGACUUCCUCGUGCGGGCCAACCUGCUCGCGAGGGAAGAAGACCGCCUGUUACAGCGCCUCAAUCGCCCGUCGUAUAAACCAAGUUUGCUACCGUGGGAACAAUUCCUUCUCAAAGGGAGCCCUGGAUGUGGUGUACGCCUGCCUCGCACCACUCCGAACGCUACGCUACAACUCAUGCCAAUUGGCGGAGUAGCGCUCCAUCUCAGGUGGAUGAGAGAUAGACAUCUCACCGCGAAGAAGUGUGAAGGCUCCGUUCUUCCAGAUGUGCUACCUGGCGUUCCCUCAACCUUGAGACGAACGAAACCUUAUCACUGUGACAAACUGCCUUCCUCUGGGCUCGAGUACGAACAUACUUGGGUAUCCAAUCCCCCCUUACAUUCCCGUGCCGUCCCACGACCGUAG
This is a messenger RNA of Histoplasma mississippiense, 564 nucleotides long. RefSeq lists its product with no specific name. The transcript has 4 exons. Bases 1 to 564 code for a protein of 187 amino acids. NCBI's taxonomy places the organism in Eukaryota, Fungi, Ascomycota, Eurotiomycetes, Onygenales, Ajellomycetaceae. The record is from RefSeq and is a predicted model, not a curated record.